Myotis myotis is the source of this 15673-nucleotide messenger RNA. RefSeq names its product hemicentin 2 (gene HMCN2). The record is from RefSeq and is a predicted model, not a curated record. Bases 110 to 15196 code for a protein of 5028 amino acids. Gene Ontology annotation, biological process: axon guidance; homophilic cell-cell adhesion; dendrite self-avoidance. Gene Ontology annotation, molecular function: calcium ion binding; cell-cell adhesion mediator activity. Lineage: Eukaryota; Metazoa; Chordata; Mammalia; Chiroptera; Vespertilionidae. The transcript has 97 exons. Gene Ontology annotation, cellular component: plasma membrane; axon.
CGCGCCGCAGCCGUGUACUGGGCGGCCGCGGAGCGCGCGGGACACACGGACGGUCCGUUCGCCACGACCUGCGCCUCGGCCGCCGAGGCCCGUGGCCGCGCUCAGCACGAUGCCCCCGGCGCUGCUCCUGCGGCUGCUGCUGGCCGUCUCCGCAGCGGCGGCCAGCGAGCCCGGGUCGGCGCUGGCCCCUGCCACGGGCGACGCCACCCUGGCCAUCGUCUUCGAUGUCACCGGCUCCAUGUGGGACGACCUGGUGCAGGUGAUGGACGGCGCCUCGCGCAUCCUGGAGCGCAGCCUGAGCCACCGCAGCCGGGCCAUCGCCAACUAUGCGCUGGUGCCCUUCCACGACCCAGACGUUGGCCCUGUGACCCUCACGGAGGACCCAGCGGUGUUCCAGAGGGAGUUGAGAGAACUCUACGUGCAGGGAGGCGGUGACUGCCCCGAGAUGAGCGUGGGGGCCAUCAAGGCCGCCGUGGAGGUUUCCUACCCCGGCUCCUUCAUCUUCGUCUUCUCAGACGCCCGGGCCAAGGACUAUCACAAAAAGGAUGAGCUGCUGCGGCUCCUGCAGCUGAAACAGUCGCAGGUGGUCUUCGUGCUGACGGGGGACUGUGGUGACCGCACGCAUCCUGGCUACCUGGCCUACGAGGAGAUCGCUGCCACCAGCUCUGGGCAGGUGUUCCACCUGGACAAGCAGCAGGUGACCGAGGUGCUGAAGUGGGUGGAGUCAGCGAUCCAGGCGUCCAAGGUGCACCUGCUGUCCACGGACCACGAGGAGCAGGGCGAGCACUUGUGGAGGAUCCCCUUCGACCCCAGCCUGAAGGAGGUCACCAUCUCCCUGAGCGGCCCGGGCCCCGAGAUCGAAGUCCGAGACCCGCUGGGGAGGAUCCUGCAGAAGGACGAGGGCCUCAACGUGCUUCUCAACAUCCCUGACUCGGCCAAGGUGGUGGCCUUUAAGCCGGAGCAUCCUGGGCUCUGGUCCAUCAAGGUCUACAGCAGCGGCCGCCAUUCGGUGAGGAUCACGGGCAUCAGCGACAUCAACUUCCGCGCCGGCUUCUCCACUCAGCCCUCUCUGGACCUCAACCACACCAUCGAGUGGCCCCUGCAAGGGGUGCCCAUCUCCCUGGUGAUCAACUCCACGGGCCUGCAGGCCCCUGGCCGCGUCGACUCGGUGGAGCUCUCACGCAGUUCAGGGCAGCCCCUCCUGACUCUGCCCACGCAGCUGCUCUCCAACGGAUCCGCCCAUCAGCUGUGGGGUGGGCCGCCCUUCCAUGCCCCCCAGGAGCGCUUCUACCUCAAGGUCAAGGGCGAGGACCACGAGGGGAACCCCCUCCUUCGUGUCUCUGGAGUUGCCUAUAGUGGGGUGGCCCCAGGCGGGCCCCUGGUCAGCAUGCCCCCCAGGAUCCACGGCUACCUGCACCAGCCCCUGCUGGUCUCCUGCUCCGUGCACAGCACCCUCCCCUUCCGGCUGCAGCUGCGGCGUCAUGGAGCCAGGCUGGGCGAGGAGCGGCACUUGCAGGAGUCGGGGAACAGCAGCUGGGAGAUCCCGCGGGCCUCCAAGGCCGAGGAAGGCACGUACGAGUGCACAGCGGUCAGCAGGGCUGGGACCGGACGGGCGCAGGCCCAGGUCAUCGUCACAGACCCUCCGCCACAGCUGGUCCCGGCGCCCAACGUGACCGUGUCCCCAGGGGAGACGGCCAUCCUGUCCUGCCGGGUCCUGGGCGAGGCCCCCCACAACCUGACGUGGGUGCGGGACUGGCGGGUCCUGCCGGCCUCCACGGGCAGAGUCAGGCAGCUGGACGACCUGUCCCUGGAGGUCAGCGCCGUCGUCCCCAGCGACGGCGGGCGGUACCAGUGCAUAGCCAGCAACGCCAACGGGGUCACGAGGGCAUCCGCCUGGCUCCUGGUGCGAGAGGCCCCGAAGGUCAGCAUCUACACCAGGUCCCAGCGCUUCUCCCAGGGCGUGGAGGUGAGGGUCAGCUGCUCGGCGUCUGGGUACCCUGCACCCCACAUCUCCUGGAGCCGUGACGGUCACACCCUGCAAGAGGACAGCAGAAUCCACGUGGAUGGCCAGGGAACCCUCAUCAUUCAGGGACUGGCCCCAGAGGAUGCUGGGAAUUACAGCUGCCGGGCUGCUAACGAGGUUGGCACAGACGAGGAAAUGGUCACCCUCUACCACACAGACCCACCCUCGGUCUCCGCCGUCAGCGCGGUGGUGCUCGCCGCCGUGGGACAGGAGGCCGUGCUGGCGUGCGAGGUGUCCGGGGUGCCGCCGCCCCGGCUCAUCUGGUAUCGAGAGGGUCUCGAGAUGAUCCUGGCCCCUGAGGACUCCAGCUCUGGGGCGCUGCGGAUCCCGGUGGCUCAGGAGAGGGAUGCUGGCGUCUACACCUGCCGAGCCGUCAAUGAGUUGGGCGCCGCCUCUGCGGAAAUCCGGCUGGAGGUUGGACAUGCGCCCCGGCUGAUGGAGCUGCCCCGGGAGGUCGCCGUGGAGCUGGGCAGGAGCGCCCUCCUGGCCUGUCGGGCCACAGGCCGCCCGCCCCCGACCGUCACCUGGCGCCGUGGGGACAGCCAGCCGCUGGAGCCGGGCCGGGCCAGCAGGACCCGGCAGCCCGAGUCAGGAGUGCUGUUUUUUGAAAGUGUGGUCCCUGAAGACCAGGCCCCAUAUGUCUGUGAAGCACAAAAUGUCUUUGGGAAGGUCCAGGCGGAGACCCGGCUCCUGGUGACUGGACACGCCCCCCCACAGAUCGCCAGCGGCGCCCCCACCGUGCGGGUGCUGGAGAGGCAGCCCGUGUCGCUGCCCUGCAUCAUCCUGGCCGGGAGGCCCUUCCCUGAGAGGCGCUGGCUCAAGGCCGGCCAGCCACUCCCGGCCGGCAGCCGGCACUCGGUGCGAGCUGAUGGCAGCCUCCACCUGGACCGGGCGCUGCAGGAGGACGCGGGGAAGUACAGCUGCGUGGUCACCAACACGGCCGGCUCCCAGCACAGGCAUGUGCAGCUGGUCGUCCAGGUGCCCCCUAGAAUCCGGUCCACUGCCACCCACCACGUCACCAACGAAGGGGUUCCGGCCUCUCUCCCCUGCGUCGCCUCAGGAGUCCCCACCCCCACCGUCACCUGGACCAAGGAGACCAGUGCCCUGACCUCCGGCGGUCCCCACUACAGCGUGAGCAAGGAUGGCACCUUGGUCAUCGCCCAGCCGUCCCCCCGGGACGCAGGGGCCUACGUCUGCACGGCCACGAACAGCGUGGGCUUCUCCAGCCAGGAGAUGCGGCUGUCCGUCAACACCAAGCCCACGAUCCACGGGAAUUUCUCACAUGAUGCCGGCGAGCCUCUGAGAGUCACAGCCAAGGCCGGUGAUGAGGUGACCCUGGACUGCGAGGCCCAAGGCUCCCCACCCCCACUGGUCACCUGGACCAAGGACUCCCACCCUGUGCCAGCCGCCCCUGACAGGCAUCGCCUCCUCCCGUCGGGCUCCCUGCGUCUGGCCCAGGCCCAGGCGGGUGACAGCGGUCUCUACCAGUGCAGAGCCAGUAACCCCGCAGGGUCUGCCGCUCGGCACUACGUCCUCGGGGUGCAAGUCCCCCCUCAGGUGCAGCCAGGCCCACGGGUCCUGAAGGUCCUGGCGGGUGAAGCUGUGGACCUGAACUGCGUGGCCGAGGGCACCCCAGAGCCCAGGCUGAACUGGUCCAAGGAUGGGGAGGCCCUGUGGGGUGGGGGGCCCGAGGGCUCCGUCCAUUUUGCAGCCAUCCGAACUUCUGAUGCCGGCAUGUACCGCUGCGAGGCUGCCAACAGCGCCGGGGUAGACGCCUGGGAGCUGGAGCUCAGGGUGCUGGAGCCACCGCACUGGGGAGCCGAUGAGACCAGCGGGCUGCUGGAGAGAGUGGCAGGAGAGAACGCCAGCCUGCCGUGCCCUGCCAGAGGGACACCCCAGCCGCAGGUCACGUGGCGGAAGGGCCCGUCCUCGGAGCCCCUGCGCGGCCGGCCGGGCCUGGCGGUGCUGGACGAAGGCUCCCUGUUCCUGGCCUCGGUCUCCCCCAGUGACGGCGGAGACUACGAGUGCCAGGCCAGCAACGAGGCGGGCGCCGCCUCCCGGAGGGCCAAGCUGGUGGUGCUUGUGCCCCCCAGCAUCCGGGAGGACGGACGCAGGGCCAACGUGUCGGGCAUGGCCGGGCAGGCCCUGAUGCUGGAGUGUGACGCCAACGGCUUCCCAGCCCCUGAGAUCACGUGGUUCAAGGAUGGGCAGCUGAUCCCCGAGGGGGACAGCCACCGCCUCCUGAACGAGGCCCGGGCCCUCCACCUCCCCAGGAUCCAGGCGGGCGAUUCUGGCCUCUACUCCUGCCGGGCGGAGAACGCGGCGGGCACCGCCCAGCGGGACUUCGAGCUUCUCGUGCUCAUCCCACCUUCUGUGCUUGGAGCCGGGGCUGCCCAGGAGGUGCUGGUCCUGGCUGGUGCGCAGGUGGAGCUGGAGUGCUGGACCUCGGGGGUCCCUACGCCCCAGGUGGAGUGGACCAAGGACAGACAGCCCAUCCUUCCCGGGGACCCGCACGUCCAGCUCCUGGAGGACGGCCAGCUGCUCAGAAUCACCAGCAGCCACCUGGGCGACGAGGGGCGGUACCAGUGCGCGGCCAUCAGCCCAGCCGGCCAGCAGGCCAAGGACUUUCAGCUCAGAAUCCACUCACCCCCUACCAUCUGGGGCUCCAACGAGACAAGCGAGGUGGCCGUCAUAGAGGGCCACCCGGCGCGGCUCCUGUGUGAGGCCCGCGGCGUGCCUGCUCCUGACGUCACCUGGUUCAAGGACGGGGCCCCGCUGCCCCCCAGCCCCGAGGCUGUGUACACCCGGGGCGGCCGGCAGCUGCAGCUGGGGCGGGCCCAGGGCUCGGAUGCGGGCGUCUACACCUGCCAGGCCCGCAACCCCGUGGGCGUCGCGGAGAAGGCCACCAGGCUGGAGGUGUACGUCCCGCCCACCAUCGAGGGCGCCAGCCAAGGGCCUCACUUGGUGAAGGCGGUGGCUGGCAGACCCUUGGGCCUGGAGUGCGUGGCCAGAGGCUACCCACCCCCCACCCUGUCCUGGUACCACGAGGGGCUGCCCCUGGCGGAGAGCAACGGGACGUGGCUGGAGGCGGGCAGCGGCCUGCUGAGCCUGGACAGCCUGGGGGAGGCAGCCGGAGGCCUGUACAGCUGCGUGGCCAGCAGCCCUGCGGGGGAGGCCGUGCUGCAAUACGCCGUGGAUGUGCAGGUGCCCCCACAGCUGCUGGUGGCCGAAGGCUUGGGCCAGGUGACCACCCUCGUGGGACAGCCCCUGGAGAUUCCCUGCCAGGCCUCGGGCUCCCCGGUGCCCACUAUCCAGUGGCUGCAGAACGGCCGCCCGGCCGAGGAGCUGGUGGGGGUGCAGGUGGCCUCCCAGGGGACCACCCUGCACAUCGACCACGUGGAGCCGGGCCAUGCGGGCCUCUUCUCCUGCCAGGCCACCAACGAGGCAGGCACCGCAGGGGCCGAGGUGGAGCUGUCUGUGCACGAGCUCCCAUCGGCGGUCAUCAUCGACGGUGAGAACAUCACAGCCCCCUUCCUGCAGCCUGUGACCCUCCGGUGUGCGGGGACUGGGGUGCCUACCCCCAGCCUCCGCUGGUGGAAGGAUGGGGUGGCCCUGGCAGCCUCAGGGGGGAACCUGCAGAUUGAGAAGGUGGACCUGAGGGACGAAGGCGUCUACACCUGUGUCGCCACUAACUUGGCCGGCGAGAGCAGAAAGGAUGCGGUGCUCAAGGUUUUGGUGCCCCCCAACAUUGAGCCGGUCCCGGCCAACAAGGCAGUGCUGGAAAAUGCCUCCGUGACCUUGGAGUGCCUGGCUUCCGGCGUGCCCCCUCCAGACAUCUCCUGGUUCAAGGGCCGCCAGCCUGUCUCUGCUCGGAAGGGAGUCACGGUGUCAGCUGACGGGAGAGUUCUCCUCAUUGAGAGAGCCCAACUCUCGGACGCUGGGAGCUACCGUUGUGUGGCGUCCAAUGUGGCGGGUCGCACGGAGCUGCAGUAUGGCCUGCGGGUCAAUGUGCCUCCGCGCAUCACGCUGCCGCCCAGCCUGCCAGGCCCCGUGCUGCUCGGCGCCCCAGUCCGGCUGACCUGCAGCGCCACCGGCAGUCCCAGCCCCACCUUGCUGUGGCUGAAGGAUGGAAACCCCGUGUCCACGGCAGGGACCUCCGGCCUCCAGGUCUUUCCCGGGGGCCGCACCCUCACGCUAGCCAGUGCCCGGGCCUCCGACUCUGGCACCUACUCCUGCGUGGCUGUGAGUGCCGUGGGCGAGGACUGCCGGGACGUCGCCCUGCACGUCCACGUGCCGCCCAGCAUCCUCGGGGAAGAGCUGAAUGUGUCCGUCGUGGCCAACGAGUCAGUGGCCCUGGAGUGCCAGAGCCACGCCGUGCCCCCUCCGGUGCUGAGCUGGCGGAAGGACGGCCGCCCCCUGGAGCCGCGGCCCGGAGCCCGCCUCUCUGCAGACAAGGCCUUGCUGGAGGUGGACAGGGCAGAGGUGUGGGACGCAGGCCGCUACACCUGUGAGGCGCUGAACCAGGCGGGCCGCUCGGAGAAACACUACAACCUCAACGUCUGGGUCCCUCCAGUGUUCCCCUCGAGGGAGCCCCGCAUCCUGACUGUGACCGAGGGACACCCCACCAGGCUGUCCUGCGAAUGUCGGGGUGUCCCUUUCCCCAAGAUCACCUGGAGGAAGGACGGUCAGCCCGUGCCCCGGGAGGGGGCGGGCCUCGGACAGGUGUCGGCGGUGGGGCGGCUGCUGUACCUGGGACCAGCCCAGCCGGCCCAGGAGGGAACGUACACCUGUGAGUGCAGCAACGUGGCCGGAAAUAGCAGCCAGGACCAGCAGCUAGAGGUGCAUGUUCCCCCGCAGAUCGCUGGCCCCCGGGAGCCCCCCACACAGGUCUCCGUGGUCCAGGACGCGGAGGCCACUCUGGAAUGCAACGUCACGGGGAAACCCCCACCCAGGGUGACGUGGCAGCGGGACGGCCAGCCGGUGGGAGCCGCACCGGGCCUGCGGCUGCAGAACCAGGGUCAGAGCCUGCACGUGGAGCGGGCACAGGCUGCCCACGCGGGACGCUAUAGCUGCCUGGCCGAGAACGUGGCUGGGAGGGCCGAGAGGAGGUUUGCGCUGUCCGUGCUGGUGCCCCCAGAGCUCAUCGGAGACUCAGACCCGCUGACCAACGUCACUGCCGCCUUGCACAGCCCCUUGACGCUGCUCUGUGAAGCCACAGGCAUCCCACCCCCGGGGGUCCGCUGGUUCCGAGGGGAGGAGCCCAUCAGCCCCAGGGAGGACACCUACCUCUUGGCAGGUGGCUGGAUGCUGAAGGUGACCCGGACCCAGGAGCGGGACAGAGGCCUCUACUCCUGCCUGGCCAGCAACGAGGCUGGGGAGGUGCGGAGGAACUUCAGCGUGGAGGUCCUGGUUCCUCCCAGUAUCGAGAAUGAGGACCUGGAGGAGGUGGUCAAGGUUCCCGAGGGACAGACAGCCAACCUGACGUGCAACGCCACAGGCCACCCACAGCCCAGGGUCACAUGGUUCAAAGACGGCCGGCCCCUGGCUGGUGGAGACACCCAGCAUGUCUCUCCAGACGGAGCCCUUCUGCAGGUCCUCCAGGCCAACCUGUCCAGUGCCGGCCACUACUCCUGCAUUGCAGCCAACGCCGCGGGGGAGAGGACCAAGCAUGUCCAGCUGAGCGUCCUGGUGGCUCCCUCCAUCCUGGGGGUGACCGAGGAUGGUGCAGACGAGGAGGUGACCGUGACCAUCAACAACCCCAUUUCUCUGAUCUGCGAGGCGCUGGCCUUCCCCGCCCCCACCAUCACCUGGAUGAAGGACGGGUCCCCAUUUGAGGCCUCAAACAACAUUCAGCUGCUCCCAGGUACCCACGGGCUGCAGAUCUUGAACGCCCAGAAGGAAGACGCAGGCCAGUACACCUGCGUGGUCACCAACGACCUUGGGGAGGCCAUGAAGAACUACCACGUGGAAGUCCUCAUUCCCCCUUCCAUCUCCAAAGACGACUCCAUGGGGGAGGUCGGUGUGAAGGAAGUGAAGACCAAGGUCAACAGUACCCUGACCCUGGAGUGUGAGUGCUGGGCGGCGCCCCCACCUGCCAUCAGCUGGUACAAGGACGGACAGCCCGUGGCCCCCCACGAGCGGCUCCGCGUCCUGGGCGAAGGGCGGCUGCUACAGAUCCAGCCCACGCAGGUCUCAGAUUCGGGGCGGUACCUGUGCGUGGCCACCAACGUGGCCGGCGAGGACGACCAGGACUUCAACGUGCUCAUCCAGGUGCCCCCCAUGUUCCAGAAAGUGGGUGAUGCCAGUGCCACCUUCGAAACCCUGUUCCGGGAGGAGGAGGCCCGGGGCGGGGUGACGGAAUACCGGGAGGUCGUGGAGAACAGCCCCGCAUACCUGUACUGCGACACCAACGCGGUCCCGCCCCCGGAGCUCACCUGGUACAGGGAGGACCAGCCCCUCUCGGCCACAGACGGGGUGUCUGUCCUGCAAGGAGGCCGGGUCCUGCAGAUCCCCCUGGUGCGCGCGGAGGAUGCUGGGAGGUACUCGUGCAAGGCCUCCAACGAGGUGGGCGAGGACUGGCUGCACUAUGAGCUGAUGGUGCUGACCCCACCUGUGAUCCCGGGGGACACCGAGGAGCUGGUGGAGGAGGUGACCGUCAAUGCCAGCAGCACUGUCAGCCUACAGUGUCCAGCCCUGGGCAACCCCACGCCCACCAUCUCGUGGCUCCAGAACGGGCUGCCCUUCUCCCCGAGCCCACGGCUGCAGGUCCUGGAGGACGGGCAAGUCUUGCAGGUUUCCACGGCAGAGGUGGCCGAUGUUGCCAGCUACAUGUGUGUGGCCGAGAACCCGGCGGGCUCCGUGGAGAAGCUCUUCACACUUAGGGUGCAAGUCCCACCGCACAUCACAGGCCCGGACUCAGAGCAGGUCACCGCCACCCUCAACAGCAGCGUGUCCCUCCCCUGCGACGUCCGUGCUCACCCGAGCCCCGAGGUCACGUGGUACAAGGACGGCCAGGCCCUCUCCCUGGGCGAAGGCGUCUUCCUCCUGCCUGGCACCCACACGCUGCAGCUGGCCCGGGCACAGCCGGCAGACUCCGGGACGUACAUGUGCGAGGCCCUCAAUGCCGCCGGCCGAGACCAGAGGCUGGUGCGGCUCAGCGUGCUGGUUCCCCCCACCUUCAGGCAGGCUCUCGGCGGCCCCCAGGAUGGGUUCCCGGUGAGGGCAGGGGACAAGGCCGUUCUGAGCUGUGAGACAGACUCGCUCCCUGAGCCAGCCGUGACCUGGUACAAAGAUGGGCAGCCCCUGGUCCUGGCGCCGCGGACCCAGACUCUGCAGGGUGGGCAGAAGCUGGCGAUCCUGGACACCCAGGUGUCAGACAAAGGUGUGUACAGCUGUAAGGUCAACAACACGGCUGGAGAGGCCAUGCGGACAUUCGUCCUCACCGUCCAGGUGCCCCCAACGUUUGAGAACCCCAAGACGGAGACAGUGAGCCAGGUGGCUGGGAGCCCCCUGGUGCUGACCUGUGAUGUCACCGGGGUCCCUGCCCCCAGGGUCACCUGGCUGAGGGACAGAAUGCCCGUUGAGAGCAGCGUGGCGCACGGCGUGGUCUCCCGUGGGGGCCGCCUCCAGCUGAGUCGCCUGCAGCCGGCCCAGGCUGGCACCUAUACGUGCGUGGCCGAGAACGCGCAGGCCGAGGCCCGCAAGGACUUCGCGGUGGCCGUGCUGGUGGCCCCCCGGAUCCGGAGCGCGGGUGCCCCACAGGAGCACAGCGUCCUGGAGGGGCAGGAGGUGCGGCUGGACUGCGAAGCUGAUGGGCAGCCACCGCCCGAGGUGGCCUGGCUGAAGGACGGCCGCCCACUGGGCCAGGGCGUGGGCCCCCACCUCCGCUUCUACCUGGACAGCAGCUCCCUGGUGCUGAAGGGCCUGAUGGCCUCGGACUCGGGCGCCUACACCUGCGUGGCCCACAACGCGGCCGGGGAGGACGCCCGGCUGCACACCGUGAGCGUGCUGGUGCCUCCCGCCAUGGAGCAGGGGACAGAGGGCGCAGGGCCCCUGGUGCACAGGGCCGGGGAGCUGGUGACCAUGGCGUGCCCGGUCCGGGGCUCCCCGCCCAUCCACAUGAGCUGGCUCAAGGACGGCCUGCCCCUCCCGCUCUCCCAGCGCACCCACCUCCACGGCUCCGGCCGCAUCCUCAGGAUUUCCCGGGUGCAGUUGGCAGAUGCCGGCGUCUUCACCUGUGUGGCUGCAAGCCCCGCCGGCGUGGCCGACAGGAACUUCACCUUGCAGGUGCACGUGCCCCCUGUCCUGGAGCCAGCGGAGUUCCAGAACAAUGUGGCAGUGGUCCGUGGCUCCCCGGUGGUCCUCCCCUGUGAAGCCCACGGCAGCCCCCUGCCCCUAGUGUCAUGGAUGAAGGACGGGGAGCCCCUGUUCCUCCAGAGUCUUGAACAGGGGCCGGGCCUGCAGCUGGAGACGGCGGGAGCUGAGGACUCGGGGACCUACUCCUGCGUGGCCAUGAGCGAGGCGGGGGAGGCACGGAGGCAUUUCCAGCUGACGGUGAUGGAUCCCCCCCACAUCGAGGACUCGGGCCAGCCCGCAGAACUGUCGCUGACCCCUGGUGCCCCCUUGGAGCUUCGCUGUGAUGCCCGGGGCACCCCCUUGCCCAACAUCACCUGGCAUAAGGAUGGGCAGGCCCUGAACAGCCAGGAGGACAGCAGAGGGACUGGGCAGCGGCUCCGGGUGGAGGCUGUGCAGGUGGGCGAUGAUGGGCUGUACACUUGCCUGGCCCACAACCCUGCUGGCGAAAUCGAGAAGAGCUUCCGGGUCAGGGUUCAAGCCCCUCCAAACGUUAUUGGGCCCCGAGGCCCCCGCUCUGUGGUUGGCCUGGCCCCGGGGCAGCUGGUUCUGGAGUGCUCCGUGGAGGCGGAUCCCGCCCCCGAGAUUGAGUGGCACCGAGAUGGCAUCCUGCUACAGGCAGACGCCCACACCCAGUUCCCAGAGCAGGGCCGGUUCCUCCAGCUGCAGGCCCUGAGCACGGCCGACAGCGGCAACUACAGCUGCACAGCCCGCAACGCCGCGGGCAGCACCAGCGUGGCCUUCCACGUGGAGAUCCAUACGGUGCCCUCCAUCCAGCCGGGACCACCAGUGGUGAACGCCUCCGUGAACCAGACCGUCCUGCUGCCCUGCCAGGCGGAGGGGGCCCCGCCACCCCUCAUGAGCUGGCGGAAGGACGGGGCCCCCCUGGACCUUGGGAGCCCCAGAUUGCAGGUUCUGCCCGAGGGUUCCCUGAGGAUCCAGCCAGUCCUUGCCCAGGACUCUGGCCACUACCUCUGCCUGGCGUCCAACUCUGCGGGCUCCGAUCGGCAGGCCCGUGACCUCCGGGUCUUCGAGCCUCCCGCCAUCGCCCCCAGCCCCUCCAACCUGACCCUGACAGCCCACACCCCCGCCUCGCUGCCCUGCGAGGCCAGGGGCUCCCCCAAGCCCCUCGUGGCCUGGUGGAAGGACGGACAGAAGCUGGACUUCCGCCUGCAGCAGGGCGCCUACCGGCUCCUGCCCUCCAAUGCCCUACUCCUCGCAGCCCCCGGCCCCCAGGACGCAGCCCAGUUUGAGUGUGUGGUGAGCAAUGAGGUGGGAGAGGCCCGCAAGCGGUACCAGGUGACCAUCCACGUGCCCCCCACCAUCGCCGACGACCAGACGGACUUCACUGUGACCCAGAUGGCCCCUGUGGUCCUCACGUGCCACAGCUCCGGCGUGCCCGCCCCCACGGUGUCCUGGAGCAAGGCAGGCCUCCCUCUGGGGGCCCGGGGGAGUGGCUAUCGUGUCUCGCCUUCGGGCGCCCUGGAGAUCGGGCAGGCCCUCCCCGUCCACGCCGGCCGCUACACCUGCACGGCCCAGAACUCCGCAGGCGUGGCCCGCAAGCACGUAGCCCUGACCGUGCAAGCCUCGCCCGUGGUGAAGCCACUGCCCAGCGCGGUCCGGGCCCUGGUGGAGGAGGAGGUGCUGCUGCCUUGCGUGGCCUGGGGUGUCCCCCGGCCCAGCAUCGCCUGGCAGAAGGAGGGGCUCAGCAUCCCUGAGGGAAAGGGUACCCAGGUCCUACCCAGCGGACAGCUGCGGAUCACCCACGCCCGCCCAGAGGACGCCGGGAACUACUUUUGCAUCGCCCAGAACAGCGCGGGCAGUGCCGUGGGCAGAACUCGGCUGGUGGUGCAAGUUCCUCCCGUGAUCGAGACCGGCCUCCCCGACCUGGCCACCACCGAAGGCUCCCACGCCCUCCUGCCCUGCACCGCCCGGGGCAGCCCCGAGCCGGACAUCACCUGGGAAAAGGACGGCCAGCCUGUGUCCGGAGCUGAGGGCAAGUUCAGCAUCCAGCCAUCCGGGCAGCUGCUGGUGAGGAACUCAGAGAGCCAGGAUGCUGGUACCUACACCUGCACAGCCGAGAACCCCGUGGGCUGCGCCCGCCGCCGGGUGCACCUCACCAUCCUGGCGCUGCCCGUCUUCACCACCCUGCCUGGGGACCGCAGCCUGCGCCCCGGGGACAGGCUGUGGCUUCGCUGUGCGGCCCGGGGCAGCCCUACGCCCCGCAUUGGCUGGACCGUCAAUGACCGGCCAGUCACAGAGGGCGUGUCCGAACUGGACGGGGGCAGCACGCUGCAGAGGGUGGCGGUCAGCAGGGAGGACAGCGGGACCUACGUCUGCUGGGCUGAGAACAGAGUGGGCCGCGUGCAGGCUGUCAGCUUCGUCCACGUGAAGGAGGCUCCUGUCCUACAAGGAGAAGCCUUCUCCUACCUGGUGGAACCUGUGGGGGGCAGCCUGCGCCUGGACUGUGAGGUCCACGGAGACCCGGCGCCUGACAUCCACUGGAUCAAAGACGGCCUUCCGCUGCGGGGCAGCCGACUCCGGCACCAGCUGCAGAAUGGCUCGCUGACCAUCCGCAGGACGGAGAUGGGCGACUCGGGGCGGUACCAGUGCCUGGCAGAGAAUGAGGUGGGCGCCGUGGAGAAAGUGGUGGUCCUGCUGCUGCAGAGCGCCCCGGUGUUCCAGGUGGAGCCCCAGGACGUGACAGUGAGAUCCGGGGACGACGUGGCCCUGCAGUGCCAGGCCAUUGGUGAGCCGGCGCCCACGGUGGAGUGGCUGCGUGCGGGGCAGCCCUUGCGGGCCGGCCGGCGGCUGCGGACCCUGCCGGAUGGGAGCCUGUGGCUGGAGCGAGUGGAGACGAGGGACACGGGCACAUACGAGUGCGUCGCUCACAACCUCCUGGGCUCUGCCACAGCCCGAGCGUCCUUGGUUGUGAAAGGGGAGCCCCGGGGGGGCCGGGGCAGCAUGAUCGGGGUGAUCAAUGGCCAGGAGUUGGGCGUGGCCACUCUCAACGCCAGUGUGCAGCAGGAGGCGCGCUCAGGGGUCACCACCUUCCGGAGCAGCAUCGGCCACCUCCCUGCGAGUGUGGGGCCUCUGAUGCGGGUACUCGUGGUCACCAUCGCCCCCAUCUACUGGGCACUGGCCGGAGAGCAUGGCGACGCCCUGAACGGCCACUCCCUGACGGGGGGCAGCUUCCGGCAGGAGUCGCACAUGGAGUUUUCUACAGGGGAGCUGCUUACGAUGACCCAGGUGGCCCGGGGCCUGGAUCCCGACGGCCUCCUGCUCCUGGACGUGGCGGUUCACGGCGUCAUCCCCGAGAGCCUGGCUGAUGCAGAUCUCCAAGCGCAGGACUUCCAGGAGGACUACGUGCAGACGGGCCCCGGCCAGCUCUUCGUGGGCUCCACGCAGCGCUUCCUGCAGGACAGCCGGCCCGUGUCCCUGCGCUGCAACCACAGCAUCCAGUACGAGGCGGCGCGGGGCCCGCAGCCCCAGCUGGUGCAGCACCUGCAGGCCUCGGCUAUCAGCGCGGCCUUCGACCCUGCGGCUGAGGCCCUGCGCUUCCAGCUCACCACAGCCCUGCAAGCCGAAGAGAAUGAAGGCUGCCCCGAGGGCUUUGAGCUGGACUCCCAGGGAGAGUUUUGCGUGGAUGUGGACGAGUGUGCGUGGCCUACUGACCUGUGCCCGGAGGGACAGCGCUGUGUGAACCUGCUGGGGUCCUACCGCUGCCUCCCUGACUGUGGGCCUGGCUUCCGGGUGGCCGCCGACGGGGCUGAUUGUGAAGAUGUGGACGAGUGCCUGGAGCAGUCUGACGAAUGUCACUACAACCAGAUCUGUGAGAACACCCCGGGCGGGCACCACUGCAGCUGCCCCAGGGGGUACCGGACCCAGGGCCCCGGCCUGCCCUGCCUGGACAUCAACGAAUGUCUGCAGCUGCCCAGGACCUGUGCCUUCCAGUGCCAAAACCUCCAGGGCGGCUACCGCUGUGUGUGCCCCCCGGGCCACAGCCUCCUCCCGGAUGGCAAGGCCUGCACCCCGAAGGAGCGGAGUGCCCAGAAUGUGACCACCGUCAGCCACCCGGGCCGCUUGGUGCCCUGGCUGCGGCCCCGAGCCCUCCUCCCCGGUGGUGCCUACCACGCCUGGGUCUCCCUGAGGCCACGCCCCAGGGCCCCGAGCAGCGUGGGCCACGCCUGGUGCCCCCCGGGCUUCAUCCGGCAGAACGGCAUCUGCAUGGACCUGGACGAGUGCCGGGUGCGGAGCCUGUGCCAACACGCCUGCCGGAACACGGAGGGCAGCUACCGGUGCCUCUGCCCCUCGGGCUACCGCCUCCUCCCCAGUGGGAAGAACUGCCAGGACAUCAACGAGUGCGAGGAGGACGGCAUCGAGUGCGGGCCCGGCCAGAUGUGCUUCAACACCCGCGGCAGCUACCAGUGUGUGGACACGCCGUGUCCCGCCACCUACCGGCAGGGCUCCAGCCCCGGGACGUGCUUCAGGCGCUGCUCGCAGGACUGCAGCGCCGGCCCCUCCACGCUGCAGUACAAGCUGCUGCCGCUGCCCCUGGGGGUGCGCGCCCACCACGACGUGGCGCGCCUGACCGCCUUCUCGGAGGCCGGCGUCCCCGCCAACCGCACGGAGCUCAGCGUGCUGGAGCCCGACCCGCGGAGCCCCUUCGAGCUGCGCCUCCUGCGCGCGGGCCUGGGCGCCGUCUACACCCGCCGCGCGCUCACCCGCGCCGGCCUCUACCGGCUCACCGUGCGCGCCGCGGCCCCGCGCCGCCAGAGCCUCUACGUCCUGCUCAUAGCCGUGUCCCCCUACCCCUACUGAGGGGCGGCUCGUGGCCCCCCUGCUGUUGCGCCAGCCGGAGCCUCCGGAGAGGGGUGGGAAGGAGCUAGAAUAACCCCCCUCGCCCAGGCCCUUGCGUAAGGGGUGUCAUCUUCUCCCGCCUCCAUGCGUCAUCGGACUUUCAGUCAACACGACCCCGUGUGCAGCCUUGACCCAGGACAGCAGGACCCGAGCUGCCCCUCCUCUCCCUACUCCCCGUGGGGGCGGAGGCCCAAAGGCCGGUGACAGAGGCUGCCCAUAGGCGGCAGAGCCCACAGGCAGAAAUGGGGUGAAGCCUGCAGGUCUGACCGCCCCAGGCUUGCCCCAAGCCCCAGGAGCCUGGGCUGGGUAGGACACAGCGUCCAGGCCAGCCCGGGGCAGGGGCAGGGGCAGGGGCAGGCCCUGGGGAUGGCAGCAGCUGCCACGUGCCCACACCUGCACUGUCGCCCGGCCCCGGGGUGUGUAUGUGUACAUCAUAAA